AGCCGUGACGCGCCCCCAUAAAUCUGCCCUGCCGGGGGCUGCGCGGAGAACUCUUACAGUAGCGGCGGCAGACCAGCGCGCGCCUCCCCGUCCGGCGCCCAUUUGCAUAAUUGGAUUUUUUUUUCCUCCUUCCUCCCUGAAACUUGUUUGAAAACCCAACUGAAAACCGCGACGACCUGCACGUUCAAAAGCGAGUGCCAAUUCCUGCCCACCUUGGCUUUAAGAAGACACUUCAGCCGGGAGGGAGAUCCGUGGCUCUAACACUCGCCCGGGAACUGGGACACCCCUCUGGCAAUCUGUCAGUGCCUGCAUCAGCUGCAUCCUUUCUGGGGUAUUUUCUCACCACACUGACAUUCCUUAAGACAAGCAUGCAGUUAAGCUGCUAAGGGAUGGAAGAAGCCAGCCUGUGCCUCGGAGUGUCCCCGGGGGCGCCGGAAGCUGAGCCCCACCUGAGCGGCCCGGUCCUCAACGGCCAGUAUGCCAUGAGUCAGAAGCUGCACCAGAUCACCUCCCAGCUCAGCCAUGCGUUCCCCGAGCUGCAUCCCCGGCCCAACCCCGACGACAAGAGCCCCGCGCCCAUGGACGACAAGGCCCACGUGCCCCUGAGCGGCCAGCCCAUGGGCAGCCAGAUGGCACUCCUGGCGAACCAGCUGGGCCGGGACGUGGACACCAGCCUCAACGGGCGGGUGGACCUGCAGCAGUUCCUCAACGGGCAGAACCUGGGCAUCAUGUCGCAGAUGAGCGACAUCGAGGACGACGCCCGCAAAAACCGCAAGUACCCGUGUCCGCUCUGCGGCAAGCGCUUCCGCUUCAACAGCAUCCUCUCGCUGCACAUGCGCACUCACACCGGGGAGAAGCCCUUCAAGUGCCCCUACUGCGACCACCGCGCGGCGCAGAAGGGCAACCUCAAGAUUCACCUGCGGACCCACAAGCUGGGGAACCUGGGCAAGGGGCGCGGGCGCGUGCGCGAGGAGAACCGCCUGCUGCACGAGCUGGAGGAGAGGGCCAUCCUGCGGGACAAGCAGAUGAAGAGCAGCCUGCUGCAGCCUAGGCCGGACCUGAAGCCCCUGCAGCACGGCCAGCAGGCCCCGCUGGCCGCCUGCAACCUGGCCCUGCCCGCCAACCACAGCGUGCCCGACGUGGCCAACCCCGUGCCGUCGCCCAAGCCGGCCACCGUGCAGGAGGAGGCCGUGGCCCCGGCCGCCGGCUUCCGCUGCACCUUCUGCAAGGGCAAGUUCAAGAAGCGGGAGGAGCUGGACCGCCACAUCCGCAUCCUGCACAAGCCCUACAAGUGCACGCUGUGCGACUUUGCCGCCUCGCAGGAGGAGGAGCUCAUCAGCCACGUGGAGAAGGCGCACAUCACCGCCGAGUCCGCGCAGGGCCAGGGCGCCCAGGGCGGGGGCGAGCAGGCGGCCAACGAGUUCCGCUGCGAGGUGUGCGGCCAGGUGUUCAGCCAGGCCUGGUUCCUGAAGGGCCACAUGCGGAAGCACAAGGACUCCUUCGAGCACUGCUGCCAGAUCUGUGGCCGGCGCUUCAAGGAGCCCUGGUUCCUGAAGAACCACAUGAAGGUGCACCUCAACAAGCUGUCGGUGAAGAACAAGUCCCCCAGCGACCCCGAGGUGCCCGUGCCCAUGGGCGGCAUGUCCCAGGAGGCCCACGCCAACCUGUACUCCAGGUACCUCUCCUGCCUGCAGAGCGGCUUCCUGGCGCCUGACAAAGCCAGCCUGAGCGAGCCCGGCCAGCUCUACAGCAAAGGGGAGCUGCCCCCCAAGGAGAAGGAGGUCCUGGGCAAGCUGCUGUCCCCCAUCUCCAGCAUGGCCCACGGCGUCCCCGAGGGCGACAAGCACUCCCUCCUGGGGUGCCUCAACCUCGUGCCCCCCCUGAAAUCCAGCUGCAUCGAGCGCUUGCAGGCGGCGGCCAAAGCCGCGGAGAUGGACCCGGUGAACAGCUGCCAGGCCUGGCAGCUCAUGGCCAGGGGCAUGGUCAUGGAACGUGGCUUCUUGUCGAAAGAGCCCCAGCUCCAGCGCAGCCACGAAGACACCUUGGCAAACGCCGGCGUUCUGUUUGAUAAGGAGAAGCGGGAGUAUGUGCUACUGGGAGCAGAUGGCGCCAAGCAGAAAAUGCCUGCCGACUUGGUUCACAGCGCUAAAGUGGGCAAUCAGAGAGACCUGCCAAGUAAGCUCGACCCUUUAGAAGGCAGUCGGGAGUUCCUGUCACAUGGGCUGAACCAGGCGCUCGAGUACAACCUGCCCGGGCCUGGGAACCUGAAGGAGAAGCCCACCGAGUGCCCGGACUGCGGCCGCGUGUUCCGCACCUACCACCAGGUGGUCGUGCACUCCCGUGUCCACAAGCGGGACCGCAAGGGCGACGAGGACGGGCUGCACGUGGGCCUGGACGAGCGGCGCGGCUCUGGCAGUGACCAGGAGUCCCAGUCGGUCAGCCGCUCCACCACCCCGGGCUCCUCCAACGUCACCGAGGAGAGUGGGGUCGGAGGCGGGCUCUCCCAGACCGGGAGCGCCCAGGAGGACAGCCCGCACCCCUCCUCGCCUUCCUCCUCAGACAUUGGCGAGGAGGCUGGGAGAGCUGCCGGCGUCCAGCAGCCCGCGCUGCUUCGCGACAGGAGCCUGGGCUCGGCCAUGAAGGACUGCCCCUACUGUGGGAAAACCUUCCGGACAUCCCAUCACCUAAAGGUCCACCUGAGGAUACACACAGUGUGUGUCCACACCAUAACCAGCGGGAGGAAAGGAAGUGACUUGUGCCCACAAGGUGAGAAACCGUACAAAUGUCCCCACUGUGAUUACGCGGGAACGCAGUCCGCGUCCUUAAAGUACCACCUGGAGCGGCAUCACCGCGAACGCCAGAACGGGGCCGGGCCGCUGUCGGGACAGCCCCCUGCGCAAGACCCCCGGGAGGAAGUGCCCGGCAAGGCUGCCUUGUUCAUCAGGCCCGACAUCCUGAGGGGGGCCUUUAAGGGGCUCCCCGGAAUUGACUUCAGAGGCGGCCCCGCCUCCCAGCAGUGGACAUCGGGCGUGCUCUCGUCCGGAGAUCCCUCGGGGCAGGCCACCGCCGGGUCUUCCGAGGCUCCCUCGGACACUCUGAAGGGCGCCGACCUUCUGUCCAAGAGCACCCACUUCUCAGAGAUUGGCCGGGCCUAUCAGAGCAUCGUGAGCAACGGCGUGCAUUUUCAAGGGUCCUUGCAGGCUUUCAUGGACAGCUUCGUCCUCAGUUCCCUGAAGAAGGAGAAGGAUGGGAAGGACAAAGGCCUGGCUGAUGCUCCUUCCAUGAAGGUCCACGGGGUGGACGGGAGCGAGGAGAAGGCGGGCACGAAAGGGGCCCCACGGAAGUCGGAGAAGGCGCAGUACGAGCCCCUGGACUUGUCCGUGCGGCCGGACGCCGCCUCGCUGCCCGGCUCGUCGGUGACCGUGCGGGACAGCAUCGCCUGGCACGGCUGCCUCUUCUGUGCUUUCACCACUUCGUCCAUGGAGCUGAUGGCGCUUCACCUGCAGGCCAACCACCUAGGCAAAGCCAAGCGCAAAGACAGUGCCGUCGGGGGGACCGGCAACUGCAAAGACCAAGUCCGGGAGGCCAGCAAGAUGGCCCUGCUGCCCUCAGCACAAGCGAAUAAGGAGCUGGGUCUCCCCAGUGUCAUCGGGCCGCUGGACCCCACGUCUGAGAAGCUCGCCCAAGGGCAGGUCAAGGAGACUCUGGGGGAGCAGAAGGGUGGCCCGUGGCCCGCCAACGUGGACCCUACCUUUUGCAACUUCUCUUCAGACUUCUACAAGCAGUUCGGUGCUUACCCAGGUGUGGUGGGUGCAGGCGUGUCCAGCUCCUGCACCAACAAGGAGCCCGACGGCAAGGCGCUCUCGGAAGACGACGCCCCCAUCCUGAUCCCCGAAACCACCACCAAGAACACUACUGAUGACCUCUCCGACAUCGCCUCCUCCGAGGACAUGGACUCCUCGAAGGAGGAGAACAACGACGACGAGGAUAUUGAAACGGAGCCGGAGAUGAGGAGCAAACCGCAGCCUACUCUCAGCAAGGACGCUGGCGCCUGUGACGGCGGGGACAGCCUGCUGCCCGCGGGCACCCCUCAGCCCCUGCACGGACUCGGCUCACCUGUACCCCCGGCGUCGGAGAAGCAGUGGCACAGCCAGGGCCUUCUUUCAGCCCAGGACCCCGCGGCGGGCCUCCCCAAGCCGGAGCGGGGGCCCCAGGGCCUGGAGAAGCCGGUGAACAUGCUGUCGGUCCUCAGGGCCUACAGUUCUGAUGGCUUAGCAGCCUUUAAUGGAUUGGCAAGUAGCGCAGCAAAUUCUGGAUGUAUCAAGAGGCCAGACUUGUGUGGUCACCGGCCUUUCCAGUGCCGCUACUGUCCCUACAGUGCCUCUCAGAAGGGGAAUCUCAAGACUCACGUUCUGUGUGUCCAUCGCAUGCCUUUUGACAACAGCCAGUAUCCCGACCGCAGGUUCAAGCGCUCCAGAGUCGACUCGGAGGCUUCUGGGAAUUUCGAAGACUCCACAGCUGUCAAGGCGGGGAGCUCAGUGGAGCUGGAGGAGGGCGGCAACCCCCAAGAGGAGCGCAACUGAGGAGUCCAGCUGCCCAGGGCAAUAGCCUAGUUCGUGGUUUGCAGAUGAUGCUACCUGCAUCAUCAAGGAGUUUGCUAACUGCAUUCUAAGGGGAGGGGGCAUGUACAACGCCCCCCGCCACUAGUGUAUAGAACAUUUAAAAAAUUUUAAAAGAUAUCUAUAUAUGUAUAUAUUUAAAAAAAAAAAAAAACAAAAUCCCAGCCCUCGAAAAUGGCUGCUAAACUGUUACCCGGCAACAGGUACUUCCAAACAAUGCAGGUGGGAGAAAAGGGAUUUCAAAAAAAACCGCUCCUGUCCUCCAGCUCUGAGGAGCUGGGGCCCCCUCUAAAGUGGUCUUUGUCCCCAGAUCAUGCUCUGUACUGAAAAACAAUACCCUCGAAAUGAUUGAGGGCUGCCUUGAAGAUGGAGGGGCGUGUUUUCAUUGUUGAAAACACCUCGAGAACCUGACACCGGCCUUUGUCAUUGGUCUCACACCCUGAUGAGCCUCGGGGAGCAGCCCUGGAGGUGCCAGUCAGGCUGGAGGGUCACUGCAGAGAAAAUCAAUCCCGCGUGUGGUAACUGCACUCGGAGCAACCUUCCCGGCUCUACUGCGCCAGGGCUGCCGCCCUGCGGUCUUGUCAUCUUCCCUGGGCAUUUUGAAAAAAACACACAGCCUAAUGAAUCAAUGGUCAGGAAGUGUCUGCAGACAAUGCCCGUUGCAGGUUUGAUGAGUAAUUCCUUUUUUUUUUAGAUCAAAUUGCAAUAUUGAGGGAAA
Condylura cristata (star-nosed mole) is the source of this 5337-nucleotide messenger RNA. RefSeq names its product zinc finger protein 536 (gene ZNF536). The transcript has 8 exons. Gene Ontology annotation, cellular component: nucleus. Lineage: Eukaryota; Metazoa; Chordata; Mammalia; Eulipotyphla; Talpidae. The record is from RefSeq and is a predicted model, not a curated record. Bases 390 to 4583 code for a protein of 1397 amino acids. Gene Ontology annotation, biological process: regulation of DNA-templated transcription. Gene Ontology annotation, molecular function: RNA polymerase II cis-regulatory region sequence-specific DNA binding; DNA-binding transcription factor activity, RNA polymerase II-specific.